Molecule: messenger RNA, 1435 nt
Organism: Pelobates fuscus (common spadefoot toad)
Lineage: Eukaryota; Metazoa; Chordata; Amphibia; Anura; Pelobatidae
Gene: CCDC3
Product: coiled-coil domain containing 3
Exons: 3
Coding region: 249-1061 (270 amino acids)
Biological process (GO): negative regulation of gene expression
Cellular component (GO): extracellular region
Source: RefSeq, a predicted model, not a curated record
CCGGGCGGCGUGCUCAGCAUCAUCUCUCCUGGCUGUCACUGACGAUACAAAUUGCAUGGCUCUGAUGGGUCACUUUAGUUUGGACAGACACCCAUUACCUUAGGUGUAUAAUAACAAGCCCAGUCUCCUGCAUUAGCUAUGGAUCUUCAGAACUAUAUAUAAAGCCUGUUCUAGCAGAAAAGGAAACUACUUCCCCAUAGAUAUCCACUGAGAGCUCUAACUAUAACUGAGGAUAGUUUCUUUUCAUCAUGUUCCACGUUGUGUUGAUGGUGCUAGUCCUAGCCAGCAGCUCUUGGGAAUGUCAGUUACCAUCGGACUGGAGACCCCUGAGUGAGGGUUGCAGAGCAGAGCUGGCAGAGAUCAUAGUGUUUGCUAAGGUGCUGGCAGUCUACCAGGAGACGUACAAUGUGUAUAACUACCUGUCCUGGCACUAUGAAGCUGGUGAAGGGGGUCUCUUCUACUCUGCAGAGAUUGAGAUGCUGUGUGACCAAGCAUGGGGCAGUAUGCUGGAGCUGCCUGCUGGAUCUAGGCUGAACCUCACUGGACUGGGCUAUUUCUCCUGUCACUCUCACACAGUGCUGCAAGGACAGUCCUACUUCUUCUUUCUCAGAAUGGAUGAGAAUUACAAUUUACUCCCACAUGGGGUGAACUUCCAGGAUGCAAUAUUUGCAGAUACACAAGAAAACAGACAAAUGUUUUCUAGUCUUUUCCAAUUUGCCAACUGUUCUCAAGGGCACCACAAGACAGCAUUGUCCCCGGACUGGGCAGUCCAAGAAGACAACAGGCUCAUGUGCUCAUCCAUCCAGAGUGCAUUAUUUGAAGAAGAGGACAGAGUAAAGAAGCUUCAGCAGAAAGUGGCCGCAUUGGAGAAACGUAACAAACAGUUGCGAGACCGUGUCAAAAAAGUUAAGCGUUCCUUACGGCAAGCAAAAAAGAAUGCAAGGCUGAUGGAAAUGACAAACAGGAAGCUAAAUGAGAAGCUAUCCUCUGAAGACAAACACAUCCCACAUGUAAACGCUUUCAAAAAAACAAAGACCCAUCCCACCUACUUUAAAGUAUAACACAGCCUGUCUUAUAGACGCUAAUGUAGAGCUAUUUGCAGUAGGCUGAAACCAUGGGCUUUGGAAGAAGGAGAACUCAGCAUUAUGUGCUUAUGUAUCUGUUAUCCUAAACAUCUCUCUGCUUGAUAAAUAUGCUUUAUUAAGUAGACUAGGCUUAGAGGGAGUCCCAUGGGGGUUUUUCUAACGGCUUCUUAGUGGAGUUGCAGGGCAGCACCACAUUUGAUAGAAUGUGACUAAUGUCAGUCUCAAAGAAAAUAGUGUUUAAAUUACAACAAAAGUGCGUUAAUACUGUUUUAUAGCUGUUCUUGAUAAAAUAUUAUGUUUGUGUUUAUUAUCUACUGUGUAUUACCAUUUUAUAUAUAUACUUUUGAAUA